Molecule: messenger RNA, 1209 nt
Organism: Paramecium octaurelia
Lineage: Eukaryota; Ciliophora; Oligohymenophorea; Peniculida; Parameciidae
Source: the annotation of a GenBank genome assembly
AUGGGAAAUGCUUUAAAUGAUGUUGGUGAUAAUUAUGACUUUAAAUUGAUAUAAAAGGUUUAACAUCCAAUAUUUGGUGAAAUAGAUAUUCUGGAAUGUCAAAUUUAAGAUUUUCCUGAUAUUGAACAAUAUAUGAGAGUCAAACCUAAAUUAAACACCAAGGAAUAUAUCGCUUUCCUUAAGAGAUACAUCAAACUACAGAAUCUUUAUAAAUAUGAACUGAACUCUCCAUUUCUAAUUUAUAUAUCUAAUAAUAUAUUUGAAUGCCCUUCACAUUCUUUAUUUGAUGAGAUCUAAUUGAAAAGAUAGCAAGGAACUUAAUUUGCUGAGUCAGAAUUAUGGUAUCUAGCGAAGAAUUUGAUUGCAGGAUAUUCCAUAUAUCUUUAAAUCCCAGAAUUGAUCAAAACUACAUAAUUAAAUCUACAUAAUAUUUUUAUAACUAAAAAAGGCCAUAUUAAGUUAAGUUUACAUAUUUAGUUUUUAAUAAAUACCAAUAGCUUUAAGAAUCUAUAUAUUGAAGAAUCAUAAUACAGCCAUAAGAUUAGCAAGGAAAUUGGAUUGAUCUUGCUUGAUGCUAGUUGUCUGUCUUUUGAAGACAGUAUUAAAGUUAUGGAUAUGUAUUACUCCAUUGAGUAUUCCAAUUUUGUUAAGGAUAUGAUAGGUGACACAAAACCAUUAUAGUAUUUUCAAAAUUAUCAAAUGAGUAAGAAGAUAUCUUAAACCAUCUAUGGAGAAUCUAAAUUAAAGAAGACUAAAGCCUUACUUGAUUAAUAGCUAUAAUCAUUAAAAUAGUCAUAAAUAAUUGAUACAUAUCAUAUUAAGUCGCCUUCAAAAACAGAUCCAAAUCAAUUUGAUUAAGUCUCUAAAAUUGCGAGCAUACCUGAAGUAAAUCAAGAUUUAGAAUAGGAUCAAAUGAAAUCAGAGCAAAUUGAUUUUUUUUCUGGAAGGAAGUCAACCUAACCAAUUCCAAAUAUUUAAUCUGAAAUGUACUAUCAAUCUAAAGGAUAAUCUUUGCUAAUGAAUGAUUAACAACCCUAUAUAAUUCAAUAAUAACAAGUCUUAGAUUAUGCUUAUAUACCAAAUAAAUAACUUCUAAUUUUAUAAAAUGAUGUAUUAAGUGAAAAAUUCAAUUAGCGAUAUUGGAAUGCAAUUGAUUAAGCUAAAAGAUAAAUUUUAAUUUAUGAAUAAAGAAGCAGAUAGAUAUAUUGA